AUCCUCAACGAGCUGCAUUUCACUGGCGGUGCUGCGGUAGUAGUUUUGCCACGAUGGUUUCCACAAGUGUGGCUACUCGUCAUAUGUUGUACAGUGAAGCUUCCCCAUUAUUUCCCAGAAUCUCAUCUCAAGAGACCUUUCCGGACAGUACAAGUCAAGAGGAAGAGAUGAAGGGGACGAAAAGAAAGAUUUCUCUGUCGAAUUGUGGUGUUUGCGGCUUUGAAGAGGCAAAGUACAAGUGCCCCGCCUGUCUCACACUUUCGUGCAGUUUGCUUUGUGUGAAGAAACAUAAGGAAGAAUCAAGAUGCAGUGGUGUUAGAAACAAAACAGCCUUCGUGAACCUCUCUCAAUUUGAUGAAAUUACUCUACUCAGUGACUACAGGUUUCUGGAGGACACAGGAAGGUUUGCUGGUAGUGCCCAAAGAGACAAUCUCAUUUGUGUUCCUCAUACACGAGGUAACGCGCGAACAAACAAGUUGAAGGUAAAUGCCAGAAAGAUGAACAUCACAUUGAGAAUCUUACCCAGCACCUUCACCAAGCAUAAGGAAAACUCCACCAUCUUCAAUUUUAGAGAAAAAGUGUUUCUGUGGCACUUGAAGAUUGUUUUCCCUCAGAGUGGUACAGAAUUCAGCCAGAAAAGGGUAUGUGAAAGGCUAACUCUAGAACAGAUCUUGACGCCCUAUAUACACCCAACAGAGUCUGACCCUGUAAUACGACAGAAGUUGAAGAGGUAUGUACUUACCCCCAUUGAGGAAGUCAAUGUUUUCAUGAAGGCGGAAGGACGGAAAGCAAACUCAGUCAGGUACCACAAGUUGGAUUUACGGAAGAGCUUAAGAGACAACCUGAGCUACAAAAUUCUGAUUGAGUAUCCUUUACUCCAUGUGGUACUGCGCGAGCAUUGGAAGGACUUCCCAUUGAAAGAAUCAGCGGAACCUGCAUCAACCUACAAUAAGUGUGAAAUAAAGGGUGUGUCUAUGGGCCAAUCAAGCGAGGACAUUCCCUUAUGUUCCCCAUCCUCGGUUUGCCCUCCCACAAAUAGAGAUGACAUCUUCACAGCAACGCUGUAUAGCCCUGAAUCAUUGCCCCCACUAGAGAAAAAGUUGAAGCGAGAAUUGGGGGAGGAAGACCUGGAAGAGGGAGAGAUUCCAGAUAGUGAGGAUGAAGAGAAGGAAAUACAAAAAGUAGUACACUGAUUAACAUAUCUAAUGAUGCCAAACACAAAGAUGAGCUCAGAGACAGGGUAUCUGUAUUGACAAAGAUGUUGGACUUUUGACAGCAGUGUGACUUCCAUCAUGUGCUACCCUGUAAUUUUUACAUUUGUUUUUAUAUUUGUCUCUAAUGAAGAACUUUUAGGUUUGUUGUUGUUUUUUUUUUUAACAUAAAGACCAUUAAAGUGUGGACCUAGGUACAGUUGUGGUCAAAAGUUUACAUACACUUGUGAAGAACAUAAUGUCAUGGCUCUCUUGAGUUUCCAG
Corythoichthys intestinalis (scribbled pipefish) is the source of this 1475-nucleotide messenger RNA. It is a transcript of the gene znhit6, whose product is annotated as zinc finger HIT-type containing 6. NCBI's taxonomy places the organism in Eukaryota, Metazoa, Chordata, Actinopteri, Syngnathiformes, Syngnathidae. The transcript is spliced from 10 exons. Gene Ontology annotation, biological process: snoRNA localization; box C/D snoRNP assembly; maturation of LSU-rRNA from tricistronic rRNA transcript (SSU-rRNA, 5.8S rRNA, LSU-rRNA). The record is from RefSeq and is a predicted model, not a curated record. The coding region runs from base 54 to 1193 and encodes 379 amino acids. Gene Ontology annotation, cellular component: pre-snoRNP complex; nucleus.